AUGCCCUCACUGGCUGAAGACUCCGAUGACUUCACAGCAGCACUUGAUGCUGUGGAGGACAUGGACUCUGAAUCUAACGACGAACAAGACAGCGAGUCCGAAUCUGAUGCAGGCAGCGAUCUUGGGACCUUGAGGUCAAUAUUGAACGUUCCUCAGCCAGAUGCACCUAUGCACGAAGUUCGCAAGGCUCUCGAAGUCGCGCAAUGCGCAUACACUGCAGUACGAUCUGAGCUACGGGUUCUCGAGAAAGACUACACUGCACUCCAGGCUGCCAUUCCUCCCCACAGCCGUAACCGAGUGCUUAAGAAGACAUCUACUGUCGAUAGCAGCAUCAGCCGUGCAGGCAAGAUGUACGCAAUGUUCAACUAUUUUUGGGUCAUGAACGGUCUCUUUCCAACAACCCCCCAGCCAAAUGUUGAUCCACGCAGCAAUACAUGCUGGUCCUCACCUGAUGCGAAGCUCAAAGGUGCCAUGGCUGAGCUGUAUCUCUGCUUCGGACCGUUGUUUCGUGCCGCAGUUAGCUCUGAAAGAUCCAACAUCCUGCACGUCAUCAAGGACUGUGCAGGUUCAAUCUUUUCCAAUCUGAAGCUUGAUCCUACCACAUUCACCGACGAGCCUUCUAAAAAGAAAGAGAACAUGCAACUCCUUACGCUUAUCAAGAAAAAUGGAGAAGGGGAGUAUACACAUCUAGCGCCCAUAUUAUUCAAGGACCCCAGCGCAAUCAUCCCCGAUGACUUUCUCAUGUCGCCCAUCCUUGUCAAAAUUAUUCGUGUCAAAAUGUUUGGGAAGGCCGUCCUGUCUGGGAAGACCAAGGGACAUCCCAAGGCUAGAGGUCAGCGCUGGGCCACGCAGUGCGUAACAGAAGGUAUGAUUGCGGGUGCUGCAAUCUUGGCGCGUUUCUUAUUGUCGCACGAUCAUGAACUUACAGCAAUUGGACCAGCUACAAAAAUAGAGUACCAGCAAGACUUCGAUUUCUAUCUUGAAUGGUUGUUCAAACGCAGCUCGUGGGCAAUCAGUGUUAUGGACUACUACAACAGGGAGGUAUUUGGAACGAGUUUGGAGCCUAGCGCAUCGGCCACAGUGCCCUCCAUCUCUCAUUCUCACAGUUGGGAGGAUGACUUCCUACAGCAGUUAGAUUCAGAAACACCCGCUCACCCACCACCACCCGCUCCCACUCCCGCACUAUCUCUUCCCGUCGCGACACCUAUUUCCUCACAACUCACCUAUGUUUCCGCGCCUGUCACUAGGAGUCAUACUGAUGUGGUCUCCAACUACCAUUUUACUGCAACGACCAUUAGUCAGGGAGGUGUCGCCUCUGCCUCUGCCAUCAUCGACACUCAGCUGCAGGUUGACAUCGGCCAGCUGUCACUCAAGGACAGCGCUGAGCCAUCUGCAUCCAAGAGUUGCAGAGCGCCUGCAGCAACUACUCACAAAUGUCACACCGGCGCCACUCAGAAAGCUCAAUCUGCAGUGGACUCAGAUAUGUCCCCAAUCGUCCCAUUGGCCCCUCCUCCAGCGGUCAAGCGUGUCACAUGCAACAGUGGCAACAGAGUUAAGAAGGCUGUGGGAAAGACUAAGUAA
Messenger RNA from Suillus fuscotomentosus, 1581 nucleotides. RefSeq lists its product as uncharacterized. Bases 1 to 1581 code for a protein of 526 amino acids. The transcript is spliced from 6 exons. NCBI's taxonomy places the organism in Eukaryota, Fungi, Basidiomycota, Agaricomycetes, Boletales, Suillaceae. The record is from RefSeq and is a predicted model, not a curated record.